Molecule: messenger RNA, 2215 nt
Organism: Pteropus alecto (black flying fox)
Lineage: Eukaryota; Metazoa; Chordata; Mammalia; Chiroptera; Pteropodidae
Gene: CUNH5orf15
Product: chromosome unknown C5orf15 homolog
Exons: 3
Coding region: 45-845 (266 amino acids)
Source: RefSeq, a predicted model, not a curated record
GACGUAGAGCCUAGCAACAGCGCAGGCUCCCGGCCAAGUCCGUUAUGGCCGCUGUCGCCCAAAGGAGGAUGAGUGGGGCUGUGCAAGCGAAGCUGCCGCCCAAGCUGGGCAUCCAGGUCCCCGGAGGUCUGGCGCGGCCGCUGGUCCUGGUGCUUCUGCUUGUGUCCGCCACCAUGUCCAGUGAUCAAUCUCUAGCUGUUUCACCGAGCCAAACUGUACUCAAGCCAGAUGUUUCUACUCCAAAUAUGAGUGCUGUUUUAACCCGUGAAAACCAAACCAAACCAUCUAUUUCCCAGAUCAGCACCACUCUCCCUCCCACAACUAGUACAGAGAAAAGUGGAGGGGCAUCUGCAGCCCCUCAUCUCUCACCUACGACUUCUCUGUCUCGAGAGGAAGCUGAUAACAACGAAGACCCCAGCAUGGAGGAGGAGGACCUCCUCACACUGAAUAGUUCUCCUUCUACCGCCAAAGACACUCUGGACAAUGGAGAUUACGGAGAACCGGACUACGACUGGACCACCAACCCCAGGGACGAUGAGUCCAGUGAGGCUUUGGAAGAAAACAGGGGCUACCUGGAAAUCGAACAGUCAGUGAGAUCUUUUAAGACCCCAUCCUCAAAUAUAGAAGAGGAAGAUAGCCAUUUCUUUUUUCAUCUUAUUAUUUUUGCUUUCUGCAUUGCUGUUGUUUACAUUACAUAUCACAACAAAAGGAAGAUUUUCCUUCUGGUUCAAAGCAGGAAAUGGCGUGAUGGUCUUUGUUCCAAAACAGUGGAAUAUCAUCGUCUAGACCAGAAUGUUAAUGAGGCAAUGCCUUCUCUGAAGAUUACCAAUGAUUAUAUUUUUUAAAGUACUGUGAUUUGAGUUUGCUUAUUAUGUAAUUUUAUUUGCUUGACUUUUUAUAUGAUACUGUGCAGAUGUUUGCCAUAGGCUGUAGGUAUUAAAUGAGAGGUGGGUCUCUCUUUACUUUGCCUUGGUGCUUUGGAAAUUAAAUAUCACAAACAAGGAGUAUGUAAUUUUUUAUCUACACUUUUAGAGGUGAAUUCAAUCAGGUGUCCAAAAUGUGGAGCUAAACAUUGUUAGUUUUUAUUGUUUCAGAUUUCUUCAUUGUACUUCUGGAAGGAUAGGUAAUGCUACUUUUAAAAGAUCCCAAACUUGUAACUAAAUUCUAACAUAUAUGGUAGUGCUGCUGACUCAGAUUCUCUUUCUGCCAUCCAAAUAACUUUUUUUUAAGGACACAUUUCUUUGUGCUCCCAAACUAUAAUCUACAAGGAUGUAUGUAAUAAAACUUUGCAUAUAAAUAACAUUUUUCUCUCCAGGAAAAGUUGCUUUGGAUAUUUUUGGAUAAUUUAAACAUAAUUUAAGAUAAUGACGUUACUCAAUCUGACCACAGUUUUAGGUUAAUUAAUAAAUGUAUCUAGAAAUUCUGGCAAUAGAGACUCUGCAGUUCACUGUGGGCAUAGUUAAAAUGUUAUAGCAAUACCAUUUUUUGGUUUGAAUUACUGAAUUAAAUUUAGAGGUAGAAAUUUGGUAAAAUAUUAAAUACAUGUACAAUUGUGGUAAAAUAUUAAAUACAUGUACAAUUGCUUUUAGUUAGCAAUUGAUAGCAUGGGUUCCUCCAAGCUUUUGAGCAAGGGGCAGACUUUAAAAUUAUAUCAGAUUUUUUCACUUUGUUUAUUCUUUUAUAGUAACUUUGAAUAAAUUUUAGUGGCCAUUGUCACUCAAGUAAUAUUAUAUCUAGAUCUUUCAAAUUAAAAUACCUGAAUGAAGUUGUAUACAUAGAGGAUAUAUGUGGACAUUGACUUUUUCUCCUCUUGUACUCGUUUUCUUUUUUUAACAGCAACUGGAAAUUAUUUUCUGUAUUUCAUUUUAGCCUGUCUAUCAUAAAGAAUCGAUCAUUGUGUAAAUAUGUGAUUUGAACUGUGAUUGACUUACAAGUGUCACUGCAAUUUUUUAGAAAACAUAACCCCUAAUAUAUGUUAAACACCCACUCACAAGGCCUGGGUGAGCGAGUGGGCAUGUGCUUUGCUUAGAGAGGAAAGAAGCAGGAGGGCAGUCCAUCAUUUCUCUCAGGUGGACAAUUUACUGUCCUAAUAAGGAGGGGGAGCACAACGGAAAUACACCUGAACUGUUUUAUCGUAGUAAUUUUUUUCAUAUCUGAAAUUGUAUUAUUUAAUAUUUUAAAUAAGAUUUUAAAAAAUAAAUGGCAGAAAUAUCAA